Brassica oleracea var. oleracea is the source of this 3677-nucleotide messenger RNA. RefSeq names its product villin-4-like. NCBI's taxonomy places the organism in Eukaryota, Viridiplantae, Streptophyta, Magnoliopsida, Brassicales, Brassicaceae. The record is from RefSeq and is a predicted model, not a curated record. The coding region runs from base 332 to 3262 and encodes 976 amino acids. The transcript has 22 exons. Gene Ontology annotation, molecular function: actin filament binding. Gene Ontology annotation, biological process: cytoskeleton organization; actin filament severing.
UCAUGGGUUAGUGAUAAGCACGCCUGGCUUCCUCAUCAUCAUUCCCUCCAACCUUUCUCUCUCUUAAAAAUUGUUCCUUUGCCUUUUCCUUCUCUCUCUAGAUAAAGCUUUCAAUUUGAUUCCCUCUCUCUCCUUCGUCUGCUUCUUCUGUUCAUCUUUGCUGCUUCGUCUCUCAAGGAAAGGAAGCAAAUUUGACUAACGUUUUGUAAUUUUUGCAAUUUGUUCUCAUCAGAUUGGAUCUGGGCUUUGAGCUGAAUAAGGUUAUUAGUGUUCUCUAUCCUUUGCGGCCUUUAUAAGUUGGAGAGAGUGGGGGUAAAAAGACUGGUUAAGUAUGUCUGUUUCCAUGAGAGACUUGGAUCCAGCUUUCCAAGGAGCUGGACAGAAAGCCGGUAUUGAGGUAUGGCGUAUAGAGAACUUCAGCCCUACCCCCAUCCCAAAGUCUUCCAUUGGGAGGUUUUUCACCGGAGACUCUUACAUAGUAUUGAAGACAACAGCGUUAAAAACGGGUGCAUUGCGCCAUGAUAUCCAUUACUGGCUUGGUAAAGAUACCUCUCAGGAUGAAGCUGGGACUGCUGCAGUUAAAACGGUUGAAUUAGAUGCAGCUCUAGGAGGCCGUGCUGUUCAGUAUCGUGAAGUCCAAGGCCACGAAACCGAGAAAUUCUUGUCGUAUUUUAAGCCAUGUAUCAUACCUCAAGAAGGUGGAGUAGCUUCAGGAUUCAAACAUGUGGAAGCUGAAGAACAUAUUACCCGCUUGUUCGUCUGUAGAGGAAAACAUGUGGUCCAUGUCAAAGAGGUUGCUUUUGCUCGGAGUUCUUUAACCCAUGACGAUAUUUACAUUCUUGACACAAAGUCCAAGAUCUUCCAGUUCAAUGGAUCCAAUUCAAGUAUCCAAGAGAGAGCAAAAGCACUUGAAGUGGUUCAAUACAUUAAAGACACUUACCAUGAUGGGACAUGUGAAGUUGCUACUGUUGAGGAUGGGAGACUUAUGGCUGAUGCUGAUAGUGGAGAGUUUUGGGGUUUCUUUGGUGGGUUUGCUCCCUUACCUAGAAAAACAGCUAAUGAAGAAGACAAAACUUACACUUCAGAUAUCAAAAAAUUAUUCUGUGUGGAGAAGGGACAAGCAAAUCCUGUUGAAGGCGAUUCUUUGAAAAGAGAGAUGCUGGAUACAAGCAAGUGUUACAUUCUUGAUUGUGGACUCGAAGUGUUUGUUUGGAUGGGAAGAACAACAUCUCUUGAUGAUAGAAAAGUUGCGAGUGGAGCAACAGAAGAAAUGAUCCGUUCCUCUGAACGACCCAAAUCGCAAAUGAUCCGCAUAAUAGAAGGGUUUGAGACCGUUACAUUCAGAUCAAAGUUUGAUACAUGGGCCCAAGUAACUAAUACAACUGUGUCAGAGGAUGGUAGAGGCAGAGUUGCUGCACUUUUGCAACGACAAGGAGUGAAUGUGAGAGGGCUAAUGAAAGCUGCUCCACCUAAAGAAGAGAUCCAAGCUUUCAUUGAUUGCACUGGGAAUCUGCAGGUGUGGCGUGUGAAUGGUCAGCAAAAGAUUCUCCUACAAGCUGCUGAUCAUUCGAAAUUCUAUAGUGGAGAUUGCUAUGUUUUCCAGUAUUCUUAUCCCGGAGAAGAAAAAGAAGAAGUUCUUAUAGGAACUUGGUUCGGAAAGCAAAGUGUGGAGGAAGAAAGAGCUUCUGCAGUCUCUAUGGCGAGCAAAAUGGUUGAGUCCAUGAAGUUUGUACCAGCUCAAGCUCGCAUCUAUGAAGGAAAGGAACCUGUUCAGUUCUUUGUCAUUAUGCAAACCUUUAUCGUUUUCAAGGGUGGUAUUAGCAGUGGGUACAAGAAAUACAUAGCAGAGAAAGAAGUUGGUGAUGAUACGUAUAAUGAGAAUGGUCUUGCUCUAUUCCGCAUUCAAGGGUCUGGUCCUGAAAAUAUGCAAGCCAUACAAGUUGACCCUGUUGCUUCAUCACUGAACUCCUCAUACUGCUACAUACUACAUAAUGAUUCUUCUGUCUUUACUUGGACUGGGAAUCUAGCAACCUCAACUGACCAGGAACUUGUUGAGAGGCAGCUAGAUCUUAUUAAGCCAAACCUACAGACUAGAGCACAAAAGGAAGGUUCAGAAUCAGAUCAGUUCUGGGAGUUGUUAGGAGGCAAAACCGAAUAUUCGAGCCAAAAGCUCACAAAAGAACCUGAAAGUGACCCUCACUUGUUCUCCUGCACAUUCACUAAAGAAAUUCUGAAGGUGACAGAGAUAUAUAACUUCACACAGGAUGACUUGAUGACUGAAGAUAUAUUCAUAGUAGACUGCCACUCAGAGAUCUUCGUAUGGGUUGGCCAAGAAGUAGUCCCCAAGAACAAGUUGCAAGCCUUAACUAUUGGAGAGAAAUUCAUUGAGAAAGAUUCUCUCCUGGAGAAGUUAUCUCCUGAAGCUCCUAUAUAUGUGAUCAUGGAAGGUGGUGAGCCAAGUUUCUUCACCCGUUUUUUCACUUCUUGGGAUUCUUCAAAGUCUGCUAUGCAUGGAAACUCAUUCCAGAGAAAGCUCAGAAUAGUCAAAAAUGUUGGAACUCCAGUUGCAGAGAAACCAAAACGAAGGACUCCAGCUUCAUAUGGUGGCCGUGCCAGUGUUCCAGACAAGUCACAGCAGCGGUCAAGAAGCAUGUCGUUUAGUCCAGACAGGGUUCGCGUGAGGGGAAGAUCUCCAGCGUUCAAUGCACUCGCAGCAACGUUUGAGAGCCAAAACGCAAGAAACCUCUCAACACCUCCACCUGUAGUUAGAAAACUCUACCCGAGAUCUGUUACUCCUGAUUCCUCAAAGCUUGCUCCCAAGUCUUCAGCCAUUUCUUCUCGUAGUGCCCUUUUUGAACAACAGCUAAAAACACCUCCCCAAGAACCUUCAAUACCAAAAUCACUCAAAGCGAGCCCAAAGACACCUGAGGCUCCAGCACCAGGAUCCAACUCAAAUGGAAAGGAGGAGGAGAAGGAGAAUGGGAAGGAGGAGGAGAAAUCAAUGAGCAGCAGGAUAGAAUAUCUGACGAUCCAAGAAGAUGCUAAGGAAGGAGUGGAAGAUGAAGAAGAUUUGCCAGCUUACCCAUACGAACGUCUCAAGACAACUUCUGCUGAUCCUAUCUCAGACAUUGAUGUAACAAGGAGAGAGGCUUACCUUUCAUCAGAGGAGUUCAAAGAGAAAUUUGGUAUGACGAAAGAAGCUUUCUACAAGCUGCCUAAAUGGAAACAGAACAAAUUCAAGAUGGCUGUUCAGCUCUUCUGAGCUACAAGAGGAGAAGAUUCAAGGGACAGUGUCAGUACAUUUUAAGCUGCUUCUGCUCCCCAUGAGAGAAGCUUAAUAACAUUUUUUUCAUGGAGCAGUUUUCUUUUCCUCUUAUUUUUCUUCUUUUUUCUCCUUAAAAUCUUUUCACCUUGGUUUUCAUCAUCAGUAUGCUUGUUUCUCUCUUUUAUCAUUUCCAACAUUUCUUUUUUAGUUUGAUGGGCUAAGGCUACAGGUUUUGGCCUUGAGUCUUUGAUUUAUUUAUUCUUGGGGUUACUUUGCUAUCAAAUUGAGGAAAUUUGGUUGCAAAAGGAAGAGGAAAUUUAGUGAAUAUUCAUAAAAACAAAUAGACUCUGCAUUUCUUUUUUAUCUUUUUCUUCUUGGCAGAAUUCAAGAAUUGUGUGACGUUUUUUUUUUG